Molecule: messenger RNA, 2073 nt
Organism: Sporothrix brasiliensis 5110
Lineage: Eukaryota; Fungi; Ascomycota; Sordariomycetes; Ophiostomatales; Ophiostomataceae
Exons: 2
Coding region: 1-2073 (690 amino acids)
Source: RefSeq, a predicted model, not a curated record
AUGGGAGGUAUAUUCACCCUCGACCUGGGCGAUGAACCCGGCACGCCGCCGUCGGUCCGCUCAUCUGUCGUGUCCAUGACAUCGGACCAAGAUCCCGUUGUGUCUGUCGCUGCCCCAGUCGACAUGCAGCGCGCCGAUGACUUUGCCAAGGGUCGUGUUGCUCGUCCCAUCACUAUUUCAAACAGUAUGGGAGUGAUGCGUAACAGGUCCGCUGCGGUAUCGGCCUCUGCUAUCCUCGGCACCGUCCCGUCUGCCACCCAGCCGGACCUCGACGUCGCUCGUCUCUUUGAACAGCGUGACGGCUCGGACAGCGACGAGACCAUUGACUGCGGACAUGGCUACCCUCGCGGUGACCGUGUUGCCCCGUCUCGUCAAGAAUUGGCCGAGGAAGCAGCCAAAUGGCAGUAUGAUAAGCCAGUUGUCUCUCCCGAGGACCACCUGCACGAGGUGGACGGCCCUGAUGUCACCGUCGGUAUCGAGUGGGAGUUUUUCAUUGACCCUCAGUCCAGCCCCUACGGGGACAUGGACAAGGUGCCCGACACUGGCUAUCCCGCUCCCGCUGUCACGAGACCGGGCACGAUCGAGAACCUCCCUCAAGUGUACCAUGUGGCCAAGGCUCUCAACGAUGCCAACAUCCGUGCGGCCACCCGCUGUGAGGUGCAGUAUGCCCUUGUCAAUCCCACGUAUGCGGCACUCCGCUUCCCGGACGUGGACCAUCUGAAGAUCAAGAACGACCGCUUCAGCGAGUACUUUAUCGUUGGCGUCGAUGCCAGUGUCCGGGACGACGGCCUCAAGAUGGAGAAGGAGAAGUGGAAGUCGGUCGAGAUCGCCUCGGCUGUAGUCACCGCAAAGCGCCUCGGAGAAGUCGAGAAGGCGUUUGAGAUUAUUCUUGAAACUUUCCACGUGAAAACUAACGAGAGUUACGGGCUUCAUGUCCACGUGGGAAAUGGCACUCAAGGAUUUUCAAACGUUUGGAUGCGCUCGACCGCCGCCCUUGUCUGGGCCGCCGCGCCUCUGUUUGACGGCUUCCAUCCUGUCUUCCGAGGCCCGUGCGAUGGGCACAUUCGCAGCAUUCGCUACUUUUCCGAGGCUGCCACUGACGGCCAGACGCUCCGCGUUGACGUCGGCGACGAGGAUCCUGGCGACCUGCCCAUCACGCACACCUUUGACGUGGCCAAAGGUGCGACCAUCGCGUACCACAUUCCCAACGUGCGUCCUGGCCGCCCGGAUGUGGCCUAUGAGUUUGGCCCCCAAGCUCGCGAUCCCUUGUCCCGCCCGCAAAAGAUGGGUGUUCGCGAGGCCGCUCCUAUCCAGGCGUAUUUGGAACGGGAUGGGCUUUGCCCCCGUUGCCCCGCGGACCCGCACAUGGGCUGGCAUGGUGUUGUGCGGUUCCUGCACUCACCGACGGCGCGCAACACGCUGUCCUUGCUGAGAAACUCUGCGACCAUGGGCGGUCGCAUGAAUUUCAAUUUUGAUAAUCUGCGGAGACAGUCGAACGAUGCGUGCACGCGGCCGCGCACCAUCGAGUUCCGCCAGCACGCCGGCACGACUGACAUUUUUGCCAUCACGCAUUGGGCACGCGUCUGUGCGGCCAUUGUCAGCGUCGCACGUCCCAUCAAGAAAGCCGUGGACGCCUCGGACAAGAGCAUCGCCGGCCCCAGCGUGGCGGAGGACGCCGACUACGGGCUCGCCAACAACGCCAAGGUGGCCGUGCUCGCCCACAAGGCCGUCAAGGGCACUCUGCAGCAGACCACCUAUGAUGUCUACAACUUCAUGGUGGACAUUGGCGCCAUCGUGUCGUUCCACUACUACCUCCGUGGCUUCCCCGUGUACAACACGCUGGGCUCUGGCUCGGGCCAGGCGUCUGGCCUGCUGAUUGCCAUUCGCGACAAGCACAGAAUCCCCGCCGAUCGUCUCCGCGGCAAGCUGGGCGUCCACCAGGUCAAGGGCGCCAUCAAGCGCCGUGCUCGCCGGGCUGGCCGCGCUGUCAAGGAGUUUGCCACAGCCGCCGCCACUGGUGUCAAGAACAAGUCCGCGCUGACUUUCAAGACCAUGAACAGUUGCUUCAAGUAG